AUGCACAGCAAGGUAGUCAUCAUCGGCUCAGGGCCGGCCGCCCACACUGCCGCGGUGUAUCUGGCGCGGGCCAACCUGAAGCCCGUCCUCUAUGAGGGCUUCAUGGCCAACGGCAUCGCCGCCGGCGGCCAGCUGACGACCACCACCGACGUCGAGAACUUCCCCGGUUUUCCCGAUGGCAUCAUGGGUCAGGAGCUGAUGGACAAGAUGCGCGCCCAGUCCGAGCGGUUCGGCACCGAGAUCAUCUCUGAGACCAUCGCCACACUCGACCUUUCCUCCCGUCCGUUCAAGUACACCACCGAGUGGUCCCCCGAGGACACUCGCACUGCCGAUUCCGUGAUCAUCGCUACUGGCGCAUCCGCAAGACGGCUUGGUCUGCCCGGCGAGGACAAGUACUGGCAAAACGGCAUCUCUGCCUGCGCUGUCUGCGACGGUGCGGUGCCAAUUUACCGCAACAAGCCUCUGAUUGUCAUUGGUGGUGGUGAUUCUGCGGCCGAGGAGGCUAUGUUCCUGACCAAGUACGGUAGCCACGUCACAGUUCUCGUACGGAGAGAUCAGCUGCGUGCCAGUGCUAUCAUGGCCAAGCGGCUGCUGGAGAACAAGAAGAUCACCGUGCGGUGGAAUACCGUCGGUGUGGAGGUCAAGGGUGACGACAAAGGCUUGAUGAGCCACAUGGUUAUCAAGAACAUCAAGACCGGCGAGGAGGAGACUAUGGAGGCAAAUGGUCUCUUCUAUGCCAUUGGCCACGAUCCGGCCACAUCGCUGGUUAAGGGACAGGUUGAGACAGAUGAGGAUGGAUACAUCAAGACCCAGCCAGGCACCCCACUUACCAGCAUAGAAGGUGUCUUUGCUGCGGGUGAUGUUCAGGACAAGAGAUAUAGACAAGCUAUUACCAGUGCAGGUACCGGAUGCAUGGCUGCUCUAGAAGCCGAGAAAUACCUGGCUGAGCACGGCUUAGACGAGGAGACGGAGGAAGUCCGAUCUGGUAAUUAG
Messenger RNA from Phaeoacremonium minimum UCRPA7, 993 nucleotides. Its product is annotated as putative thioredoxin reductase protein. NCBI's taxonomy places the organism in Eukaryota, Fungi, Ascomycota, Sordariomycetes, Togniniales, Togniniaceae. Gene Ontology annotation, molecular function: thioredoxin-disulfide reductase (NADPH) activity. Gene Ontology annotation, biological process: removal of superoxide radicals. Bases 1 to 993 code for a protein of 330 amino acids. The record is from RefSeq and is a predicted model, not a curated record. Gene Ontology annotation, cellular component: cytoplasm. The transcript is spliced from 3 exons.